AUCCAGGCCCUCCAGCAUGCCUAUGAUGAUCUGUGUCAAGCCGAAGGAGUCACGGCCCUACCAUACUUCUUAAUCAAGUACGAUGACAACACCGUGCUGGUCUCCUUGCUCAAACACUACAGUGAUUUCUUCCAAGGUCAAAGGACAAAGAUAACAGUUGGUGUGUACGAUCCCUGUAACCUAGCCCAGUAUCCUGGAUGGCCUUUGAGGAAUUUUUUGGUCCUGGCAGCCCACAGAUGGAGCGGCAGUUUCCAGUCUGUUGAAGUCCUCUGCUUUCGAGACCGCACCAUGCAGGGGACGAGAGAUGUGGCCCACAGCAUCAUCUUCGAGGUGAAACUUCCAGAAAUGGCAUUUAGCCCAGAUUGUCCUAAAGCUGUUGGCUGGGAGAAGAACCAGAAAGGAGGCAUGGGACCAAGGAUGGUGAACCUCAGCGGAUGCAUGGACCCCAAAAGGCUGGCUGAGUCAUCCGUGGAUCUGAAUCUCAAGCUGAUGUGUUGGCGAUUGGUCCCUACCUUGGACUUGGACAAGGUUGUGUCUGUCAAGUGCCUGCUGCUGGGAGCUGGCACCCUGGGAUGUAAUGUGGCUAGGACACUGAUGGGCUGGGGCGUCAGACAUGUCACAUUUGUGGAUAAUGCCAAGAUCUCCUACUCCAACCCUGUGAGACAACCUCUGUAUGAAUUUGAAGAUUGUCUGGCUGGUGGCAAGCCCAAAGCCCUGGCUGCAGCAGAACGGCUCCAGAAAAUAUUUCCCGGAGUGAAUGCCAGCGGGUUCAACAUGAGCAUCCCGAUGCCAGGACAUCCUGUGAAUUUCUCUGAUGUCACGCUGGAGCAGGCACGCAGAGAUGUGGAGCAGCUGGAACAGCUCAUUGAGAGCCAUGAUGUCAUCUUCCUGUUAAUGGACACCAGAGAGAGCCGGUGGCUUCCUGCUGUCAUUGCGGCCAGCAAGCGGAAGCUGGUCAUCAAUGCUGCCCUGGGGUUUGACACCUUUGUUGUCAUGAGACACGGCCUGAAGAAACCCAAGCAGCAGGGCGCUGGGGACCUGUGCCCAAGCCACCUUAUGGCACCUGCUGACCUGGGCUCCUCCCUUUUUGCUAACAUCCCUGGAUACAAGCUUGGCUGUUAUUUCUGCAAUGACGUGGUGGCUCCAGGAGAUUCAACCAGAGACCGGACGCUGGACCAGCAGUGCACAGUGAGCCGCCCAGGCCUGGCAGUGAUUGCAGGUGCCCUGGCUGUGGAGCUGAUGGUUUCUGUCCUGCAGCAUCCUGAGGGGGGUUAUGCCAUUGCCAGCAGCAGUGAUGACCGCAUGAAUGAACCUCCCACCUCUCUGGGACUUGUGCCUCACCAGAUCCGGGGAUUUCUGUCACGGUUCGAUAAUGUCCUUCCUGUCAGCCUGGCGUUUGACAAAUGUACAGCCUGUUCACCCAAAGUUCUUGAUCAAUACGAGCAGGAAGGAUUUACCUUCCUAGCGAAGGUGUUUAACUCCUCACAUUCCUUCUUAGAAGACUUGACUGGUCUUACACUGCUCCAUCAAGAGACCCAAGCUGCAGAGGUUUUCUCUUUUGGGAGUAGACACCACCCUCACUGUGAUGUAUGUACACUGUUUACCUGGGAUCAUCAUAGAAAAUAUGUCUUCAACUUCAUCAGAUCAUGACAGACUGCCUUCUAGCAACAUUUGGGCCAGUUUAAGCUUCUGUACUUCCUUGUCCUUGCCAAAUUCUUGACACAUCGUAUUUUGAAAUUGUCCCCAAUCUGUUACAUGUGCAACAUUAUCUCAUUAGGCUUUUGAUUUCCACUGUCCUGAUUACCAGUGAGGUUAGCAACUCUCAUUUGUGAUUCUUUGGAUUCCUCUUUCCAAUGGCUUGUCUCUCUAUUUCAACUCUGAAGUUUCUGGCAUGUUCUACUGUGUUAAGAAAGCACAGUACAAUGACCUAGUUAUUCACUUGAAAAAGAUGAUAGAGACUGCUGAUGGUGUUCUAAUCCCAGAUGAGCCGUGAUCCUUGGUCAGAGUCCCAACUCUCCUCCAGCCGCAUGCCCAUCGGAAUUGUCUAGAAUGUGCUCUGAAAGCUGGCAGUGCUCAGAAUACACCUGCACCAGCCUGCUUCAAAGAUCAGAUGAGUCGUCUCCCUCAGAGUCCUAUG
This is a messenger RNA of Cricetulus griseus (Chinese hamster), 2137 nucleotides long. The record is from RefSeq and is a predicted model, not a curated record. Lineage: Eukaryota; Metazoa; Chordata; Mammalia; Rodentia; Cricetidae.